ACUGAAGCAAACAAAAUGGAUGUCAUGUCGGUAUGAUUUAGAUAGAUACCUUACCUAAUUCAUCCUGAGGGCAAGACAUAAGAUCGAGAGAGAAUGGAUGAGUUUGGUCAUGAUGGAAGUAGUGGUGAGUUUGGGAGGUUUGUGAACAUUUGCUUAACAAUUUUUCUAUCCAUAACUUACUGUUAUUUCAUCUCUCGAAACACCCCAAAAGGAUUUCCAAGGCUUCUUUCUAUCUUACCAAUUAUAUACAUAUUUACAAUCAUUCCUCUUAAACUCUCUUCUUUCCAUCUUACCACGGGAACAGGGUUUUUAAUAAGUUGGCUUGCUAACUUUAAGCUUGUUCUCUUCUCAUUUGAUAAGGGUCCUCUUUCAUCUGAUCCAACACCUGUGUCAUCUUCAUCACCAUCACCAAUGACCUUUUUACGUUUUAUUGGCAUCACUUGUUUACCAAUCAAGGUUAAACAAUCUAACCGAUCAACAGUACCAUCAUGUACUCGUCAACAUAUGCACGGGAUGCAUUGUUAUGUACUAGAAGCAAGGAACCUUUUCGGCAUAGAUGUUGAUCCACCAUUUGGCAACUAUUUCUUCUUAUCAACAUCAUUUCAAGACUUUUGGGGUAGGAGAUGGAACUUAAUGGUAUCAAGUAUUCUACGAUCUUUUGUGCAUGAACCUGUACGACAUAUUAUUCGGAGGAGUUGGGGUUUAUACGUAGCCAUAAUAGUGACAUUUUUCGUCUCGGGUUUAAUGCAUGAACUAUUGAUCUUCUAUGUUUUUCGAAAACAACCUUGCUGGGAUGUAUUGGUUUUCUUUAUUCUAAAUGGGAUUUGCCUGGCUGUCGAGAUGAAAGUGAAGAAGUCUCUGAACGGGAAGUGGCAACUAAAUCAGUUGUUUUCCAUACUGUUGACGAAUGGAUUUCUUGUAUGUUCUAGCUUUUGGUUGUUGUUCCCUUUUCUUGAAAAGUUUAAGUUUCGGGUCCUGGUGAUGGAGGAGAUGGCCAAUUUCACCAAGCUUCUUCAUAAUGUCCUAGUGGACCCCAUAGUGCGCUCUUAUUUGAAUGCAUCCCAUAUGCAUGAAACGGAAACAAAUGUGUCAUAUGGGGUUAUUUAGUAGCCUCAAUGAUCAGGCAUGCAUAAUGUUUUUCUGUUAAUUACUAUAUGCCACAGGGUCAUGCGGUAGAAUUUUUUUUGUUAAUGUUUUUUUGCUAAUUUCUCCUUUUAUUUAUUGUCAAAGUAGGAUGAAUUAUUAUGCAUUUAUCGAACUGUUGUUGGAUGAAUUAUCAUGUAUUCACCUAACUGUUGUUGGAUUGUGAA
Papaver somniferum (opium poppy) is the source of this 1310-nucleotide messenger RNA. Its product is annotated as long-chain-alcohol O-fatty-acyltransferase-like. Bases 94 to 1107 code for a protein of 337 amino acids. Gene Ontology annotation, biological process: lipid metabolic process. NCBI's taxonomy places the organism in Eukaryota, Viridiplantae, Streptophyta, Magnoliopsida, Ranunculales, Papaveraceae. The transcript has 2 exons. The record is from RefSeq and is a predicted model, not a curated record.